UUGGGAGUUCAUCUGUGUUCUAGGUGAUCCAAGUGUAAGUACUGAUUUUAAUCGUGACUGGGAGAGGUUCCUAAAUGUUGACGAUUCUGGAGUAAAUCUUGUGUUACUUGAAACAUUUUGUGUGGGAUGAAUCAAAAUCUUAGUUCCGUUUAUUGGAGAAUAUAAAGCAUUCUCAUGACGGGACAAUUUUGUUUUAUUUUGACUGGAGAGUAAUCGGAAGAUUUUUAAAGUGCCUUCAUUGCAUAGAUAUGGGGAUGGGCACACUAUGGAAAUUAACAUUCCUUUGUUGUAUCACAGCUUCUGUUUUAGGAGGACAUAAUCCAUGCUGUUCAUAUCCAUGUGAAAACAAUGGAAUAUGUAUGACAAGGGGAGAUAACUAUUACUGUGACUGUACAAGUUUAGAGUUCUAUGGCAAACACUGUGAAAUCCCCACAUUUAUGAAGAAGAUUAAACUGUUUCUAAAGCCUGACCCAGAAACAAUACACAAUCUUUUGACUGGUAACAAAUGGUUAUGGGAUAUCGUCAAUAGUGUUCAGUUUUUGUCAAAUGCAGUCAUGAAGAAGGUUUACACAAUGAGAUCUGAUAUGGUUGACAGUCCUCCCACGUAUACAUCUGAACAUGAAUACAUCACAGUGGACGCCAACUUUAAUUAUAGUGUCUAUACCCGCACCCUGCCUCCCGUACCCAAAGAAUGCCCCACUCCCAUGGGUGUCUGGGGUAAGAAGGAACUACCACCUGCUGAAGAAAUAGUAAAGACAUUUUUUGUGAGAAAAGAAUUCAUUCCGGAGCCCAUGGGGACCAGUGCACUGUUCCCUUACUUUGCUCAGCACUUCACACACAUGUUCUUCAAAACAGACCUAAAGAAGGGGCCUCAAUUUCAGUGGGGAGGACAUGGGGUAGAUGUUUCACAUGUCUAUGGCAAGGAUAGAGAUUCAGAAAACAACCUAAGAUCAUUUAAAGAUUGCCCAUGA
Messenger RNA from Saccostrea cuccullata (small rock oyster), 971 nucleotides. Its product is annotated as prostaglandin G/H synthase 2-like. The transcript is spliced from 7 exons. Gene Ontology annotation, cellular component: neuron projection; cytoplasm. Bases 249 to 971 code for a protein of 240 amino acids. Gene Ontology annotation, molecular function: peroxidase activity; oxidoreductase activity, acting on single donors with incorporation of molecular oxygen, incorporation of two atoms of oxygen; heme binding. Lineage: Eukaryota; Metazoa; Mollusca; Bivalvia; Ostreida; Ostreidae. Gene Ontology annotation, biological process: cyclooxygenase pathway; response to oxidative stress. The record is from RefSeq and is a predicted model, not a curated record.